Molecule: messenger RNA, 3255 nt
Organism: Cynoglossus semilaevis (tongue sole)
Lineage: Eukaryota; Metazoa; Chordata; Actinopteri; Pleuronectiformes; Cynoglossidae
Product: P2Y purinoceptor 3-like
Exons: 2
Coding region: 1019-2422 (467 amino acids)
Biological process (GO): G protein-coupled receptor signaling pathway
Cellular component (GO): membrane
Molecular function (GO): G protein-coupled receptor activity; oxysterol binding
Source: RefSeq, a predicted model, not a curated record
UUGGGGGGGGGGUGCUUCUGGGCAAGAUCAAAUCCCGGUUAGUGCGGGAACCGAUAAGUGGACAAAGAUGGAUGGAUGGAUGGAUGGGUGGAUGGUCUUACCCUAGUGAGCACAGGGGAGGAGAGGAGGGGCAUUGGGUGCCGAGUUUUGGGUGUGAGAGGCUUCCAAUAGAAUUUGGUAAGCUAGACAUGCCUUCAGUCACUAGGUGGCAGCAACUCAUACAGUGGUUUGUACAGAUACGAAAAUACAUAUAAUUAAGUUCUCAAUAGUAUUUCAGUUUGGGGGAGGGUGUGAAAAAGAUUCUCUCCCCUAGGGAGUGCAUGACUGAAAAUAAUUGAGAACCACUACACAAACACUAAUCCGGCUGUCAUUCUAAUCCUAACUGCGAUCACAAUCUCUUUCAUUAUGGACCUACAAAAUGCCCCCAAAAAACAAAGUGUCUUCUUGGAAACACAUUUCCCAAACAAUGUGUUCCAACAAGUACAGUAUAGCUGUACAUGAACACACACAAACACACAAAGGUGAAGUGGGCAGAUGAAUUAGAUGACACACACUAAGGGACAGAGGGAGGGACUGAAUUACCAUAGAAACUGCUCUGACUGUUCAAAGGAGCAGCAGAGAAGGAGGUGAAAGCAAGAGCCGAUCAAACUGUUGAGGUCACUGCACCGACACCGUGAUGUUCUGUUCGUCCACCUCUUCAUCGGGGAAAAGCUGUUGAUAUAGUCAAAGCUACUUCUACGGCCACCAGAUAACACUUCGUAGUGUUCUUUCUCAUAUCCUCUUGUGUUUAUUCAAAAUGUGUUGACGAUGAAACCGGAGCCACCUGGAGUAAAAGUCUGCCACAGCACGGGUAUACAGCAAGAAAUUGAUCUGAAGUCAUCUGUAAAUCUACACUAAGGGACUGCAUUAUUUGAUACCAUCAGGUUCUGCGGGACAAGAAAGAGCUGAGACUCCUAAACAUGCCAGCAACAGAUGCAUUCCUAUUCUGUCUCAUGUAAACAUAAUCAACAACAUCAGGAUGUCAACAACAAAUGGAGAUCCUCCCAACAUCAGCAACUCAGUCCAGGAUGAUGUACUCAGUUCCAUCUUACAUUCCCCACCUCCCUCUACCCCAACUCUACUCCCAUCAUGCAGCAUUGAUGAGUCAUAUAAGUAUAUAUUUCUUCCCAUCUGCUAUUCUUUUACAUUCACUUUCAGCAUUUUACUCAACUCUGUCGUGCUGUAUCGAUCCUUCUGCCAGACCAAGCGAUGGAACGCCUCGCUGAUCUACAUGGUUAACCUGGCCUCCACAGACUUCAUGUAUGGGCUGUCACUGCCGUUCCUUGUGGCUAGUUACAUCAUGCACGACCGAUGGGUCUUUGGUGACUUUAUGUGUCGUUUAGUCCGUUUCCUCUUUUAUUUUAACCUCUACUGCUCCAUCUUCUUCCUAACUUGUAUCUCAGUCCACAGAUACCUUGGUAUCUGCCACCCAAUGAAAGUAAUCACCCUAGAGACAAAGAAAGCUGUCAAGUACAUUUGUAUUUUGGUCUGGAUUGUAGUUUUUGCCUUAACCAGCCCCAUUUUUCGGUUUGCUCAGACAGGUAUAGUGACAAGGUUUGAAAAGGGUGGCACCACUUCAAGUGACAGUGUUAACCAAAACUCUGAAAUUCCAGUGCUUUAUAGUAAUGAAAGCCAAAGUAACUUAAGAGGUAUAAUAGAGGAGUACCAAAACUGUUGGGAUGAUGCCAUAGAUAAAGAGUUCCCAGAUUACGUUCCUUAUGGCAUCAUACUGCAUUUGCUGGGCUUUUUUGUACCUUUUUCUAUUAUAGCCUGGUGUUACUCUCACGUAGUUGUGACUAUAUUUAGAACUCUACAUUCACGACCCUCUUCCCGAAAAGGUAGAAAAGAGGGUGGACAUGAAGGAAUGAUGAAAAAAGAUGAUGCAAGUUCUGCAGCAUUUGGAAGACCAAGUAAAGGGAGUAAUCGAGUAUCAAGGGCAGGGAGAAGAGAUGAAGGAUUUGCCAUUUUUCUUGGAGCCCGUUCUCCAUAUGCUAAUCGCAGACGUAAAUCAAUCAAGACCAUUAUCACCAUCACAUUCCUCUUUGUUCUCUGUUUCCUUCCCUUCCAUGUCACUAGAACCAUCUUCCUCCUCUUAAAAGUGACAAAAAGAGUCCCCUGUCAAACUAUGACCAUGGUCUCAAUGUGCUACAAGAUAACAAGGCCACUAGCAUCAUUCAACGCGUGGCUUAAUGCGCUCCUUUACUUUCUGACCAAGGACAAAGGUGGAGCUCAUUGCUGCCAUGCUGUGCAAAGCAGCCAAGAACAACAUGCGGCACUUUUUCUGCCACUGAGAAUGAUGGAAAAGGGAGAGAAUGCAAGAGGCAGAGGUCUGGAUGAUGGAAUGGACAACAAAGAAAAUAAGGCAUUUCAAAACAGUCCUUGAUACCUUCAUGGAACGAGUUAACAUUUCAGUGAUUAGAUAAUAGCCUUUAGAUUAAUUGUUUAUGAUUUUUUAAACAUGUAAUACUGAUAUAAAAACAAAUAGCACUGCAUAGACCAGAGAUGUCAUAGUCAUUUUUUGGUUCAGGGCAUACAACCUUAUUAGAUGUUAAGUGGGCUGGGCCAGUACAAUCGUAACAUAAUUACCUAUAAAUGAGGGUAAGUCCAUGUAUUCCCCUUUUUUGUUAUGCAAGGAAGUACAAAUAUAUUAGAUACAUCUUUUAAUUAAUUAUAAUGAAAUAUAAUUUUAAAAAACAUUUCCUGAACAGGAAAGUGUUAGUGUAUUUUUUUAUUUUCAAAAUUCAUUAAGCGGGUCAGAUUGAAACCCAAAGUCACCUGAUUUUUCCACAAGGGCCAUAUGUUUGAUACCCACUAACACAGACUAAGAGGAUAUAUCAGGUUUUAUGUUUGUUUUGGUGGUAUUUUAGUAGCAGGUGUGUUGGCUUCCUGUGGGGACACAGGUAAACACAGACCUUAGCCAUGAUAUAAAUGGCUCAUUAAAUCCUUCUACUUUUCCUCAAGUGUAUAGUGUAGUGUGUAUAUAUAUAUGCUUAUAUAUAAACAUCCUGUGAACAAUAACACUUCAAUACCUACUUACUAUUAAAAUAUGUACCAUAAUCUGUAUAUAUGAUGGCACACAGGAAAUGUUUAUCUAUUGCUGUCCUAAUCAUCAAUUUCAAAUGUGGUACUUUCUCACUCAAGUUUGUGAAAUCUUCUGUUUAUAUUUACUUUUAAUGACAAUAAAUAGCAAUACUAAUAAUGUUUUGUAUGUUCCUU